Messenger RNA from Trifolium pratense (red clover), 4019 nucleotides. Its product is annotated as riboflavin synthase. The record is from RefSeq and is a predicted model, not a curated record. Gene Ontology annotation, biological process: riboflavin biosynthetic process. The coding region runs from base 230 to 1018 and encodes 262 amino acids. The transcript has 3 exons. Gene Ontology annotation, molecular function: riboflavin synthase activity. NCBI's taxonomy places the organism in Eukaryota, Viridiplantae, Streptophyta, Magnoliopsida, Fabales, Fabaceae.
UUAUGGCAUGACUUAGUGAUAAGAAUCAAAUAUAUUAAUUAAAAAUUAUUCACUUACAUGAUGGCCAUCGGUACUUUGAGCAUAAUGCCGCAAACCUGCGAUUUUAGCUCAUAAAAUUUCAAUAGUGCCAUUUUAACCCUCUAAAUUUCACAAUUAUGCGAUCAAAUACACCAUAAAGCACAAACAUCGUUUCAUCCUCUCUUUCUAACUAUCAAACCAGACAACUAAAAUGGCUUCUUCUUCAUUUUCCGUUACCUCAACAACCAAAACCCCAACAAUCACCGCUGCAAUUUCCCACAGAUUCCACCAUUCCCAAAUCACCAAUCUCCGAUUCAAACCUCAAUCCCCUCUUCGUAUCUUCCUUAAAUCCACACGCAAACCCAUCACCACCCACCGCACCAACGCUCUCAAUAUCCAAUGUCUCUUUACCGGCCUCGUUGAAGAAAUCGGCACCGUCAAACAAAUCGGAGUAUCAUCUAACGGCGGCGGUGGUUUCGACUUAAAAGUCGACGCAAACACAGUCCUAAACGGCGUUUGUCUCGGCGACAGCAUCGCCGUCAACGGCACAUGUCUUACCGUAACAGAAUUCGAUACAGAAACUUCCGAUUUCACCGUUGGUUUGGCACCGGAGACGCUGAGAAAGACAUCACUUUCGGAACUCGAACCUGGAUCGCCGGUGAAUCUUGAAAGGGCAGUGACCCCGGUUAGUAGAAUGGGUGGACAUUUUGUUCAGGGUCACGUGGAUGGCACGGGUGAGAUUGUUUCUAUGAUUCCUGAAGGAGAUUCUUUGUGGGUGAAAGUUAGGGUUGAGAAAAAAUUGCUGAAAUAUAUUGUGCCUAAAGGGUUUAUUGCUGUUGAUGGUACUAGUUUAACUGUGGUUGAUGUUUUUGAUGAUGAAAGUUGUUUUAAUUUCAUGUUGGUUGCUUAUACUCAGAAUAAGAUUGUUGUUCCUUUGAAGAAGGUUGGUCAAAAAGUGAAUCUUGAAGUUGAUAUUCUUGUUGGAUGCUGUAGAUAUUGAUUUGUAAAAGAUUUUGCAAGAUUGCCCUCAGACAAAGCUUUACUAAAGAAAGCAAUGGGUUGUUUAUGUUGCAUUAAUACAGCCCCAAUGCCUCUACCAGCAGCAUCACAUUCCACCUCAAAUGGAAUAGAAAAAUUUGGUAAAAUCAAGACAGGAGGUGAAGUCAUGAUUUGUUUCAUUUCGACAAAAGCUUUUUCAGCUUCAAUUCCCCAAUGAAAAUUAUCUUUUUUUGUUAAUUUAGUGAGUGGUUUUGCUAUUUUGCCAUUAUUCUUAACAAAUUUUCUAUAAUAACCUGUGAGCCCUAAAAACCCACGAACUCCCUUCACAUUUGUUGGUUUAGGCCAUUUUAGAAUACAUUGGACUUUGGUGGGAUCUACUGCAACACCCUUCCCAGAAAUAAUAUGACCAAGGUAAUCUAUUUGACUAUUACCAAACUGACACUUGGCCUUAUUAGCCACAAAACAGUUAUCAACAAGGACAGACAACACUAACUGUAAAUGAUUUUUGUGUAUUUUUGUGUUCCUCAACAUCUUUGCUGUAAAUUAAGAUGUCAUCAAAGAAAACUAAGACAAACUUCCUUAAAUAAGGUCUAAAAAUGUCAUUCAUUGUGGCUUGAAAAGUAGCCGGAGCAUUCAUCAACCCAAAUGGCAUUACUAAGUACUCAUAAUGACCAUUGUGUGUUCUAAAAGCAGUCUUAUCAAUAUCAUUUUCAUGCAUUCUAAUUUGAUGGUAUCCAGACUUUAGAUCAAUUUUUGAGAAAAUAGUGGCUCCAUAUAGUUCAUCUAAUAGCUCAUCUGCUAUAGGAAUGAGAUACUUAUCUGGAAUUGUGGCCUUAUUUAGUGCCCUGUAAUCAAUGCACAUCCUCCAGCUCUUGUCUUUCUUUUUCACCAAUAUCGCAGGACUUGAAAAAGAACUCAUGCUAGGUCUGAUCACUCCUGCUGCUAACAAUUCAGACACUUGUUUCUCUAUUUCUGCCUUCUGAUGAUGAGGAUAACGAUAAGGUCUGACAUUGAUUGCACCUUGACCAGGUUGAAGAUUAAUGUGGUGCACUUGACUUCUCUCUGGAGGUAGUUGGAUGUGAUCUUUAAACACCUCUGUAAACUUAUUAAGAAUACAGCUGAAUUCAUUAUGAAUGUUAGUAUCAACAGCAGUUUCCAUAGCAUUAACUUGUGCCCACCACAAGUCUAACAUUUCACCUCUAUAAGUAUCCUCCAAAUAAGAAUUCAGAUAACUUUGUUUGAUCAGCUUAUGGCACAAACCCUGUAACUGCACCUCUUUAUCUUUCACAGAAAAUUGCAUUGUCAUUGCUUUCCAAUCCAUCACUACCUUUCCUAACGUACUUAACCAAGCAACUCCCAGCACCAUAUCCAUACCUCCCAAUUCCAACACAAACGCAUCCACUACUAUUUCAAAUUCUCCCACCUUCAUCUUCACCCCUUUACACAUUCCUGUUGUUGGCACCUUGUGACCAUCACCCAGUUUGAUGUUUCUAGUUGUAGUAGGUGUGAUAGCCAACCCUAAAGCAGUGGUUACUUUAGGAGAAAUAAAAUUGUGGCUAGCACCACUAUCGAUCAACACAAGCAGCUCCACGUUCUGAAUCCUUCCUCCUACUUUCAUGGUGUGAGACUCACCCAUGCUACCCAAAACUCUCAUCAACUUACAUUCCACCUCCUCUUCUUCGUCACUUUCAUCCUCCACUUCCUCCAACCUCACAAUUUCACCUUCUUCAUUUAAUGUUUCACCUUCUCCCAAAAUCAAGACUCUAAGAGAUCUUUCAGGACAAUUGUGCAUGGUAGGAUGCCAUUUACCACCACAUUUGAAACAUAAUCCUUUGCUUCUUCUCUCCUCAACUUCGCUAUUUUGAAAACUGCGAAAUCCUCUCCAUCUAUCGGAACCUCCUGAUAGUUGUUUUCCUUCGCUGUUUCGCGCCGUCGAACUCAUUGAUGAAUUCGCAUUUGAUCCAUUAGAACCCGUCUUAGAAUUCGGGUACGAUCCACCCGUGUUAGACACACGUGUAUUUUCCUUGGGCUGUGACCCAUUUCUACAUUUCAUCGACCCGGCCCAAUCUCUCAUAAUUGUUUUUCUUACGACGCUCUACCUCAACGUCAGCGUCGUCUUUCAGUUCACCUUCAACAUCCUUAGCUAUUCGCAUCAUUUCCAUCCGAUUACGAGGAUUUAAUGUACGAACACGCCUCCGGAUCUGGGGUUUUAACCCACUCAUAAAGUAACCCAGGUAUUGUUCUUCUGGAAGCCUCCCUACUUGAGAUGAGAGUAACUCAAACGAUUCCACAAAUUCUUCCACCGUACCUCUCUGUUUCAAGGUAGAUAAUUCUUCAAAUGGGUUUUCCAGUCGUCGUCCUCCAUAACGAGCAAUUAGCGCUCGUUUCAAUUUCUCCCAUGACAAAUCGUCCUCCGUCUCCAUCAGAAGAUUAAACCAAUGAAUGGUUGAACCUUCCAUACUCAAUCUGGCGAGCUUGACACGCAUCUCAUCAACGGUAUUUUGCACGUCAAAAUAUAUCUCUGCACGCGUAAUCCAAGCCACAGGGUCUUCUCCAUCAAACAGAGGGAGUUUUACUUUCUUUCCGGCGAGGCGAGAUUCACCUUGUGAUGAGUCGUUCACAGAUCUCUCCUUCGUUCCCAUCUUUCUGAGUCAGCUUAAGCAUCUGUUCGCUAAGCUUAGCGAGAACAUUGCUAUUGUGUUGCAUCUGGGUAUAGUGGUCUUGCAUCUGGGUAGAGUGGGUUUGCAUCUGACGAACUAAUUCAGCAAGCGUGUUAUCAACGGUACCCAUUCGAGUUUCCAAAACAUCAACACGAUCACCCAUCUUUGGUUUUGUGUUUCGUCUCGGUGGCAUCAACAAUCGCUGGUUCCGGGGAAUAGAUCCGGCAGGUCGGACCAAUUGAUAGAUAUUGAUUUGUAAAAGGUAUGAUUCUUGUACUGAUUCAAAUAUGUAAUGAAGCAGGAAAAGAUAUUUGUUUAUAUUAAUGGAAUAAAAAGGUUCAA